This is a messenger RNA of Cherax quadricarinatus, 1201 nucleotides long. Lineage: Eukaryota; Metazoa; Arthropoda; Malacostraca; Decapoda; Parastacidae. The record is from RefSeq and is a predicted model, not a curated record.
AGAGCAGAUGCAUGGAAGCAUUAGAGAAACAUUACAGAAGGAUUUUUCAUCGUGCCAUCAAUGAUAUCAUGGUCUGUGUGAGGAGCUUAAAAAAAUCAUAUGGUUUAUUAAGGAUGUCAUGUGUUGACAUAUACAAGGAAGAAGUGGAAGACUUAUUUGUCACUGAUUUAUUAAAUGACACAGAUGCUCCCCAGCCUAGUCUGAAGCUAGGUACAGACACCAAUGGCUCCGUUGUUUGGUUAGGUGCUAGGACACCAAUCAUCACUUCUAAAAAAGGGCUUCAGUUUUUAUUUGAAAAAGGGUUCACUGAACAUAUGAGGCGAGGCAAGAAGGUCAGAGAUCGCCUGGGGGCAACCCACACCAUUAUACGUUUGGUCUUAGAGAGUACACCAGAGACUGAAAAAUUCAGUAAAUGGCCUGAUGCAGAUGUGUUCAUCUCAUAUUUGGACUUUGUGCUAGUAGGUGGAUCAGACUUGCUGCCAACAUUCACAAGUGUGGCGGAGAGGUUAAGUGUUGCACCUCGUACAAAGUCACUCUUUUCACUUUAUAAUUUUGUUACCCAGGUUAAUACGGAUAAAAAUGAGCUGUAUGACAGCCGGCGUUCAACACUGAUGCAGAUACUUCACAAGAUGCUGUUUGGGAGAGGUCACUCAGUGUUUGUAUGUAUUUGUGACCCAAAUGACACCCAUACUCAUGCAACACUCAAAUUUGGAAUGGCUGCUGCUCGACUUGUUCAAAACCCCAUGAGAAAUAAGUAUCCCUUCCACUGCAGCAUGAUGUGGAUGAUUAUUAGUCAAGCAAAGGAGAACAUGACUUUAUUGUGGCAAAAUAAACAAAUGCUUGAGGAUCAUUUUGAAAGUGAUGUUCUGAAGUUUAGACCUGAAAAAAACAAUAAUGUCAAUACAUUUCAGUUAAUGAUUUCCAAUAUUUCUGAAGUAAAGAGGCUAUUAUAUUUAAUAUUCCCAUGGAAUAAUAAUGUACUUGUGGACAAUAAGGUAUGUGCUCUGAGCAUUUAUUAAAAGUAGUGUACACAGGCUAAUUCAACAAGAUAGCAUCUUGUUUUAACAACACAUAUACACACUCUUCCUUCAGUCAGUCAAUCAAUCAAUCAAUUUUUAUUUCCUUGCAAGAUUACAUUGAGAUUAUGAAAUUACAAAAAUGAGUUGCAGUGUAAAGAGCCACUGUCAUGCCCAGGCAGUAU